Molecule: messenger RNA, 1041 nt
Organism: Aspergillus terreus NIH2624
Lineage: Eukaryota; Fungi; Ascomycota; Eurotiomycetes; Eurotiales; Aspergillaceae
Exons: 2
Coding region: 1-1041 (346 amino acids)
Biological process (GO): resolution of meiotic recombination intermediates; replication fork processing
Cellular component (GO): FANCM-MHF complex; Fanconi anaemia nuclear complex
Molecular function (GO): chromatin binding; protein heterodimerization activity
Source: RefSeq, a predicted model, not a curated record
AUGCAUGCCAUGAGUCGGUUUGGUGGAUUCGGGCUGACAGAAGUAGCUCUUGCGCCAACAUCGCAGCCGAUUAAAUCUUCCCCGCAAGACCAACGACCUCCCGAGCCUGAACCGGAAAGAGACGAGAUCGAGGAGCUGGAUAACGAACCCGCGGUAGAGCGGCCGCGGUUGUCGUUGCCGUUGGAAGAUGUGGAAGAGGUUGAUGAAGCUAGCCCCGACCCCCGACCGCCUCGGCUGUCUCUCGCAUUCGAAGACGAUGGGACCGGCGAGGUUGACGUGGAGGACAUCACGGUGGAGUACCCGCGUCGAGACAUUAGUGAUCGCGACCGCGCAAGGCUGUCGAUGAUGAGUUUCGGCGGUCCGCGAUUGAGUGAACAUUUUGGGGAGGCUACCCAACUGGAGAGUGAGUCUGAAGGUGGAGAUGAUACGGGUCUCGCCCACGAUGAAGGAGCAGACGAGACCAUGAUCAGUCAGGGUGCCUUCGACGCUGGUGGAGAGACGGAUGACCUGGGGCGGUUCAAUUUCGACUUCAAUUUCCCAUCUCCUCCGCCACCAGGGGAGGGAGAUGACAUGGAUGGACCCCUGCAUGACGAUGAUGGAUUUGAGCUUCCGCCUGUUGACUUUGCAGCUGAUACAGGCGCUGCUUCAGAUGACAGCGGCGACGCUGGUGAUACAGCCGGUGGUUUUGGCCUGGACCUCAAUAUCCAGCCCCGUGUCUCGCUGAGCGAAAGUCCUGGGAUUGUCGGGGGAGGGUUGCGCGAAGAGGAACAUGUUGCACCAGGAACCAAGCAGAAGAAACUGUCCCGACAUGGAAUCCCCGUUCCCAACAUGCCCUCCGGAGUGAUCCGCAAGCUGGCUACCAGGUUCGCACCUUCACGAGCUGGGUCAAAAGCAAAGAUCAGCAAGGCAACACUGGCUGCCAUUGAGCAGGCCUCCGCGUGGUAUUUCGAACAGGCGGGAGAGGACUUGGCGGCAUACUCGAAGCAUGCUGGGCGAAAGACAAUCGACGAAAGUGAUGUGAUAGCGUUAAUGAGACGGUAA